Molecule: messenger RNA, 1805 nt
Organism: Manacus vitellinus (golden-collared manakin)
Lineage: Eukaryota; Metazoa; Chordata; Aves; Passeriformes; Pipridae
Gene: SLC18B1
Product: solute carrier family 18 member B1
Exons: 13
Coding region: 93-1319 (408 amino acids)
Biological process (GO): transmembrane transport
Molecular function (GO): transmembrane transporter activity
Source: RefSeq, a predicted model, not a curated record
GUGGGUCAGAAGCACUUGGUGAGGAAUCAAGAGGGUUUACCAGAGAACAGCUAUUUACACUGGCUGCAACAGCUUCUAUAAACUUCAGUUCAAUGAUAUGCUACUCAAUCCUGGGACCCUUUUUCCCUUCAGAGGCAGAAAAAAAAGGUGCCAGUAACACCAUUGUUGGCCUGAUUUUUGGAUGUUUUGCUUUGUUCAAUUUCUUGUCUUCUUUAAUCUUGGGAAAUUAUCUUACACACAUUGGAGCAAAAUUCAUGUUUGUGGCAGGGAUAUUUGUUUCAGGAUGUGUGACCAUUCUGUUUGGAAUGCUGGACAAGGUGCCAAGUGGACCAAUGUUCAUUGGCUUUUGCUUUUUAGUAAGAGCAAUUGAUGCAAUAAGUUUUGCAGCAGCAAUGACAGCGUCGUUUUCAAUCCUUGCGAAGGCGUUUCCCACUAACAUAGCUACUGUCCUGGGCAGCCUUGAAAUUUUUUCAGGACUCGGAAUGGUGCUGGGCCCACCUUUAGGUGGUUUUUUGUAUCAAUCAUUUGGUUAUGAGGUCCCUUUCAUUACUCUGGGAUGUAUAGUGUUGGUUUUCGUGCCUAUGAAUAUGUGCAUAUUGCCAAAAUACGAUUCAAUCCCUAGCAAGGAAUCCUUUUGGAAGCUUAUACAUCUACCAAAAGUCUUAGUACUCUGUCUCACUAUAUUUUCUCUAAGUGCAUGUUUGAGCUUUUUGGAUCCCACAAUGUCUCUAUUUAUUCUAAAGAAGUUCAAGCUCCCAGCUGGUUAUGUGGGCUUGGUGUUCCUUGGUUUGGCACUCUCAUACUCCUUGUCUUCUCCUCUCCUUGGACUUGUAAGCGACAAACUGCCAUACAUCAGGAAGUGGCUGCUGAUAGCUGGAGGCUUACUGACAGCACUGUCCUUUUUCAUGUUAGGACCUGCUCCAGUGUUGCACAUUGAAAGUCAGCUGUGGAUGUUUGUGCUAGUGCUGGUUUUGAUUGGCUUUUCCAUUGGCAUGAGUGCUAUUCCGGUGUUUCCAGAGAUACUGCAAUGUGCAUAUGAGAAUGGAUUUGAAGAAGGUCUUAGUCUGCUGGGAGUGGUGUCUGGACUCUUCAAUGCCAUGUGGUCCCUUGGAGCAUUUGCAGGUCCCAUUCUGGGAGGAUUUCUAAAUGAAAAGCUGGGUUUUGAAUGGGCCGCAGCCAUCCAAGGAGGAUGGGCACUGUUAAGUGGCCUUGCUACUGGAAUAUUCUAUAUCAUUGAGGCAACAAGGAAAAGUUCCAGCCUGCAAAAUUCUCCUGGUAAUAAUGAAGAAAGAACUCAUCUCAUGGGCAGUGAAACAUAGUCAGACAUACUACUUUUAAUUCUCUGUUUACUAUUGUGGUUUAACCUAGUAUUGAUGUGACUGGACUUAAGAGUGCUUCAUUAUUCUGGAGCUGUGACAUGAUCCCUUAUUGAACAACCAGUUGUGGUUUAGUUGUAGCUGCAUUACUGUUUUUAAACACUAAACACUGACUGCCUUUCUUUUGGAAGUUCUCAUAAGUGAUGACUAACCCUCAGCUGUCAGCCUGUUUAAUUGUGUUCCAUGUACAGUGCACCGCUGUAUGUGAAGAGACAUGUUUUCAAAUGUCUAGUUUCUAUACUUGUGUGUGCUGUGCAUUAUUCUUGGAUAAAGGUCCUAUUUUGCUACCAUGAUUUUCUGUACCUUUUUGAGGGAAGUUCAUUAUCUUGUAAUACUGUAACUGAUAACAUAAAACGUUGAGACAGAAUUUGAAAUUACAAAGCAUUACAAAGCACAAUAUUAUUUUCAAUAAAGCAACUUUUUUCCUAA